Molecule: messenger RNA, 429 nt
Organism: Triticum dicoccoides
Lineage: Eukaryota; Viridiplantae; Streptophyta; Magnoliopsida; Poales; Poaceae
Exons: 2
Coding region: 1-429 (142 amino acids)
Source: RefSeq, a predicted model, not a curated record
AUGGCCAAGUGGGAUCCCACCUACCCGCUCUCCAAGAAGCGGUCAACCCCGCCCCGCCGCAGCCUUGCACUGCGCCGCAAGCGCUCGUCCCACCGUGUCGUGUCGGGGCUCUCCUCUAGAGACUCCGGCGCGUCCGGGGCGGAUCUGGAGCUGGCGAUGCCCAAGCGGCGUCGCAGCAUCGGCGGGUCCACAGACUGGAGAGCCGGGCUGCUGCCGCCGACCACCACCACAACCUCCUCCUCCUCCGCGCAGAAGGGCAACGACGGCCACGCGCGUGUGAAGCGAGGCGUGCGGCUCGAAGAGGCCGACGUCGUGCACUUCCUCGCCACGCUGGAGCGGACGUGGAAGAAGAUGGUGGCGGGCGCGUCGAGGAUGUUCGUGGAGAGGCACCGGAGCAGCCACAUGCAGCUCAUCAGCAACAUGGUCUAG